AUGAGCAACAGUAUCAAAAAGGGCGGGUCAGGCAAAAAGCCUGAGGCUCUUCCAGGGUCUAGAAAUGUCUCUUCCAUGUCCGCAGAAAAACUUGAGCGGAAACGCGCCCACGACCGAGAAGCACAACGAUCUAUUCGCCAACGAACAAAAGAGAAUAUCGAACAACUCAAGAAUGAAGUCGCAAGUCUGCAGAGCCAAGUGGCUGAGAUGCAGCCGCGGUACGAUGGAUAUGAGGAAUUACUGCAACACAACAUGGCCUUGGAAGAGGAAGUCCGUGGAUUGAAACGACAAUUAGCAGCCUUCAUGGAGAGACGUAGCGUCCCAGUCCUUGGUCGACGCUUCAGCGCCUUUCCAAAUAAUUGUUCAAUACAGGAAGGACCAGGAACACGGGAAAAUACAGCACCCAGCGUUCCAUCAACAGACACAAUGCAAGCUCAAUUCCACGACUUGCCUAACGCAUCAGGUCUGUCUCUGGUACCCGGUACCAAUCAAGUCUAUCCACUUCAUGAAAGUGACUGGACACCAUAUAUCAGCACACGAUCACGUUCUCUGGGCUGUUCCGACCAGGAACCCUCGGCUCGAAUGGAGUCAUACAUGAUUGACGGGCAGCUACAUGAAGGUCCACGCCUAGCACAGCCGUCCCUCUCUGUCGUCGUUCCCCAGAUCAGCUUUGGCGGUCCAAACAGUGCGCCGAAUCCACAAAUAUCUGAGCCUUCCUAUCCUCACGCCUCGUAUCCGCGAUCUAUGUCCAUGUCAAUACCAAGCUCAGCCCAGGUUGCUUCUGUUCAACCUAUUCAACCUAUUCAACCUUAUCAUUCUUCACCACAUUUUCAUGAUUCCUUGAAUCAGACUUCAACUGGGAACCAAACAUACACUUACCAUUCAUGGGCUUCUAAGUCAUGA
Messenger RNA from Penicillium pulvis, 903 nucleotides. Its product is annotated as bZIP transcription factor. The transcript has a single exon. Gene Ontology annotation, molecular function: DNA-binding transcription factor activity. The coding region runs from base 1 to 903 and encodes 300 amino acids. Gene Ontology annotation, biological process: regulation of DNA-templated transcription. The record is from RefSeq and is a predicted model, not a curated record. Lineage: Eukaryota; Fungi; Ascomycota; Eurotiomycetes; Eurotiales; Aspergillaceae.